Messenger RNA from Drosophila ficusphila, 1320 nucleotides. RefSeq lists its product as uncharacterized. NCBI's taxonomy places the organism in Eukaryota, Metazoa, Arthropoda, Insecta, Diptera, Drosophilidae. The record is from RefSeq and is a predicted model, not a curated record. The transcript has a single exon. The coding region runs from base 1 to 1320 and encodes 439 amino acids.
AUGGCACGUUCUACGGAGCUGCAAGGUGCAUUAGAAAGGUUCUGGCUAAUCGAGGAGUUUGAUUCGCACGAUCAGGGUUUUACCGCAGAAGAGCAGGAAUGCGAACGGCAUUUUGUGGCAAACACAAGGUUUCUCACAUCUGGACGGGUCCAAGUUUGCUUGCCAUUUAAGGAGAAUCCUCACAUGCUAGGUAAAUCGUUUGAAAUUGCCAAAUCCCGGUUUCUGCAAACUGAACGUAGGUUGAGCCGCAACCCGUUGUUGAAGGAGAUGUACGUACAAUUCAUGAGGGAGUACAUAGAUUUGAAUCAUAUGCAAUUGGCAUCUAAUUUCGAAUCUCAGAAGACACAUUAUGUAAUCCCGCAUCAUGGAGUCCUUAGAUCUGAAAGCACAACUACCAAGCUGCGUGUUGUGUUUGAUGCAUCGUGCAAAGCAACGUCGAAUCUUUCUCUGAAUGAGUUGUUGAUGAUUGGCCCAAGCAUCCAGCAGAAUCUUAUCCUAACACUUCUUGCCUUUCGCUUACAUCGUCAUGCACUCGUAGCUGAUAUCUGCAAGAUGUAUCGCCAGUUUGAAGUAUCACCAGAUGAUCGUAUAUAUCAACUUGUUCUCUGGAGAGAAUCCUCAGCUGCGCCUUUAGAAUUGUUUCAGCUCAACACUGUCACGUACGGCAUGUCCUGUGCACCAUUUCUAGCAAUCAGGAGCUUGAAAUAUAUUGCGGAUAACUUCUCCAAUCAGUUUCCCAUCGGAGCAUCUGUACUGAAAGAAGAUAUGUACGUCGAUGACCUCCUUACUGGAGCAGACAGUGUCGAAGAACUUCAUCUUAAGGCUGCAGAGGUCACCAGCAUACUUUCUAAGGCUGGAUUAGAGCUUGCAAAGUGGAACACAAGCAAAAUAGAAGGCGAUGGAGCAGAGUUCCAAUUCAAAGUUGAUACCAAAGAUGUGACGAAGACGUUGGGCAUGUCAUGGCAACCAAAACUCGAUGUGUUCUGUUUCAGGUGUACCCUACCUACAAUAUCUGUCAUCACCAAGCGGAGCAUCGUUUCACUUGUAGCUCACCUGUACGAUUUGCUAGGGCUCGUAUCACCAGUCGUUAUUCGAUGCAAAAUAUUGGUCCAAGAGUUGUGGAUGCAUCGUCUAAACUGGGACGAUCCACUUCCUCCUGAGCUUCAAUCUCAGUGGAAGAAGAAGAUUUGCACAAUCUUCAAACCAUCGAAGUCCCAAGAUUCAUUAACUCGUCACCAAGAAGUCUAUCGGAAAUACACGGAUUUUCAGAUGCAUCGCAGCGAGCUUAUGGAUGUUGCCUAUAUCUACGAACAUACAUAG